Dermochelys coriacea (leatherback sea turtle) is the source of this 3242-nucleotide messenger RNA. RefSeq names its product nth like DNA glycosylase 1 (gene NTHL1). Gene Ontology annotation, molecular function: 4 iron, 4 sulfur cluster binding; oxidized pyrimidine nucleobase lesion DNA N-glycosylase activity; DNA-(apurinic or apyrimidinic site) endonuclease activity. The transcript is spliced from 6 exons. Bases 39 to 950 code for a protein of 303 amino acids. Lineage: Eukaryota; Metazoa; Chordata; Testudines; Dermochelyidae. Gene Ontology annotation, cellular component: nucleus. The record is from RefSeq and is a predicted model, not a curated record. Gene Ontology annotation, biological process: base-excision repair; nucleotide-excision repair; base-excision repair, AP site formation.
GCCGCGCGGCAUGCCGGGGGUUGUAGUCCAGCGGAGCCAUGUGCGCGGCGGUCCCGCGUCCCCUGCUGUGUGGGGGCUGCGGCGGGAGGAUGGUGACCAGGCAGCUGAGCAGGGUCGGGGGGGAGGCGGCAGCAAUAGGAAAUCGGGCCCACUGCACGGCAACCAUCCCAUCAAAGAACAGAAGGAAGGGGAAGAAAGUCAGCGUUCUUUAUGACUCUUUGGAAGGAAGCAUUGCUGAGAAGGAGGAGACUGACUCCAAGAGACUGAAAUGGGAGCCAGGGAACUGGAAGCAGCAGCUGGAUAAUAUCCGGGAAAUGAGACAGAAUAAGGAUGCUCCUGUGGAUCAGAUGGGGGCUGAGAAGUGUUUUGACAGCAGCGCACCUCCGGAGGUGAUGCGCUAUCAGGUUCUGCUGUCGCUGAUGCUGUCCAGCCAGACCAAAGAUCAGGUGACCUCGGCAGCCAUGUCGCGCUUGCGGGAGCAUGGUCUCACGGUGGACAACGUUCUGCAGACAGAUGACGUGACUCUGGGGCGGCUCAUUUACCCGGUGGGAUUCUGGAAGAACAAGGUGAAGUACAUAAAACAGACAACAGCAAUCCUGAAGCAGCAAUACGGGAGUGACAUCCCCAGUACUGUCGCGGAGCUGGUGAACCUGCCGGGAGUUGGGCCCAAGAUGGCCCACUUGGUCAUGGACAUUGCCUGGAAUAACGUGACUGGGAUUGGUGUGGACACCCAUGUGCACAGGAUUUCUAACAGAUUGAAAUGGGUGAAGAAGGAAACUAAAACCCCCGAGGAGACCAGAGUGGCGCUGGAGGACUGGCUGCCCAGGGAUCUCUGGAGUGAGAUAAACUGGCUCCUCGUGGGCUUCGGCCAGCAGAUCUGCCUGCCUGUGAACCCUCGCUGCAAAGAGUGCCUCAACAGGGACAUCUGUCCGGCUGCAAAGAGAUGCUGAGGGAAUGGCUGCUCCUCCUAGAGCAACAGAUCUGCACCGGGGUUGUGAAGCCGCCGGACUCUGAGCCCCAGUAAGACUGCAUUGGGCCUGGAGCAGGGAGGGGACGGGGGAGAGGAGACCUUGUGCUGCAGGGAGAUGGAAUGGGAAUCAGCAGCUACCCAGCAAUAGCAGAUCUCUGAAGAGGAAAAGCUCUCUGAAAUGCAGCCGUCCUGCCGAGUCAGCUCUGCAGGCAGUCCUUGGGUGUGGGUGUCUAACACAAACACUGCGCAGGGACAGUGGGAACGGGGAAAUGCUACAUGCUGCAGUGUCUGAUGGAGCUGGAAGGAGACCUCCGCCAGCUCGGUGCCCGGCCAUGCCUGGAGUCCCUGCCUCAAGCUGUUUGGGCACAAACUGGUUUAAAAAAGGUGGUUUUUUUAUUAAGGUUUUACUGACAUCUCUACAGUGCAGGAGGGAGCCGUGGUGGCCUCAUUCCCCAUACCCAGCUGGAAGGCAUAGCGACUGAGCAGGGCAAGGGCCAGCUGGAGGCAGGAUGGGAGUAUGGGGCAGACCAGGCAGCAGGGAAGCAGCCUUCCAUGGGGCGGAAUAUUACAUUAAAAAGGUAUAAUUCGGGCUUCAUAAAGAUGAGCCCAGCCACCCAGACCAGGAAACUGGGGCUUUGCUGGUAGCCAAGAACCAGGGAAGCAUCGAGAGCGAUGCAGAGAAUGGCCAGCAGGGCCUUUCUUAAGUUCAGCUUUGGCAAUGCUGCCCUCUUCUGAACACACUCUCCCUGUGGGAACUGUUUUGAGCUUGGGCCCUGAUUCAGCACAGCACAUCAAGCAUGUGUUUCAACGCUACUGAAGUCUGCAGGAUUUAAGGACAUGCGUAAAAGCUUUCCUUUGACACCUGCCACAAUGGGGAUGCAAACGUAGCUCGAUUUCUGAUCUUGGUGCUGGGUCUGCCUUUCAAAGGGUGCUGAAUUGCAAAGGGGUUUGUCAAAUGGGUAUGAAAUUUGGAGUGGUCAGCUAUUUGAAUUUUGGGUGUGGGGGGAAUCCGUCACAGAACCACCCAUUCCCGUAGCAGCUGUGGUGGUUUGGCUUAAUCAGAUGAUAAAUAUUGUUUUGACUGAUCCUUCGUGUGUGUCCAGAUUUAACCCCUAAAGAACUGAGGGCCAAUUGAAAUGGAAACAGGAGAACACCUCAGCCAGCUUUAUCACAGCUGGGGGUGGGGGGAAGGAAACAGAAAAUCCCCCUAAAUAUUGCAGGAAUUCCCCCAUGGGACUCUAGUGUGCUUUCAGGUGGCCCUGCACUGAAGUCCAGAGCGUCAAAGAGAUUUAGUUGCCUUUGAGGAACUGAGCCCAAGCUGGGGAAAACUUUGCUACUGAAAUGGUUAAGAUUCCAACAGCUUGUUCUUGCACAAGCAUCACACAAACUUUGCCUAGCAGAGGGGAUAAAUCAGCAACGGGUUGGAGUGGAAGGGCUGCUUCAUUUUGUGUGCAUAAUACUGCAUAAUCUUUAUUCCAGAGCUGUCACCCACACAGCCUACACAUCACAUCUGCGGUGCUCGGUCCUGACCUGGCCAGGCUCUGUGGCUCAGGUGUAAGAACUGCAGGUUGGGAGUUUUUCUCUGUAUUAAAGGUGGGGACAUCCAGAGAGGGACAUCGGGCUUGUGCUUUUUCCUUUUCUCUUUUUGGCUUCUUUCUAAUGUUUAAUGGAUGCCUGCAAAGUUAUGCUCUUUCCCUGCACACAUCAGAAACUGAAGUCUGAUCUACAAUGAGGCCUACUUAAAACUGGAGAAGUAGCGGGUGUAUAACAUCAGAAACACCAAGGAAGAGAGCUGAUUGAGAGAAGUGAUUUUUUUUUAUAAACCUUUAAAAUGUUUAGAUUAUGCCUCUUUAUCCCCAACAGUUGGGCAAAAAGUUCUUUGUGCUAAAGAUUCCCCAUACCCAGCUUUUUCCAGUUAAGUGUUGAGAAAUAUGGAUUUCAGAGUCAUGAAAUGAAGCCAAUACUAGACAUUCCUAAAUUUCAGAAAGCAGUAAACCAAAAUCAAACCUUUCAGACCCCCUUAUACCUCCAAGAAGCUAAAAAGGGCACAAACAAUUUUCCUCUGUUGCAAGUCACCAUUCAAAGCAACAACAAUUGUUAACCCAUUGCAGAACUACAGAGGUUGUUUGGCCCACUCUUCUAACCAACCAGUGAAGGGAAUGGAAUUUAAUAACACACACUCUUCUGCUUCCUUUCUGAAGCUCUUUACAAUACCAAGACUGAAAUGAAGAACAGACUAAUUACCCUUUUAAGCUGUACAUGGCAAAACAAA